AUGAUUAAAGGAUGCUUCUUUCCCCUCGAUCCUCCUCCUCCUCCGAAGAGCGUUGAUGAUGCGGCUUACACCCCAGAAGCAACCGCCAGUUUCUUCAGCUUGCUCACGUUCUCCUGGCUGACGCCCCUCAUGGCACUCGGAUUUUCCCGUCCGCUCGAGGCCCCAGAUCUAUGGAGGCUUCAGGACCAUCGCUCCUCCGCUGUCAUCUCUGACAAGAUCUUGAGUUCAUUCACCGCUCGAAGGGCGAAGGCAGACGAGUGGAAUGCUCGGCUCGAUAAGGGAGAGAUUAGUCCGGGAGUGGUGAAGAGGACGUGGUGGAACGUGACGGGCAAGAAGGAGAAGAAAGCGAAGGAGUGGCGAGAGGCGCAUAAGAAGAAGGCAAGCUUGGCUAUGGCGAUGAAUGACAGUGUCAUGGCCUGGUUCUGGUGGGGCGGGGUAUUCAAGCUCAUCAGCGACAUGUCCCAAGUCACUAGCCCUCUUCUGGUCAAAGCCCUCAUUAACUUCGCUACGGCCUCAUACGAUGCACAUCAACUUGGUCAACGCGCACCUUCCAUCGGUAAAGGAUUGGGAUACGCUUUUGGUCUCCUCGCCCUUCAAGCUCUCGGUUUCGUCGCCAAUCACCAUUACUUCUACCGGACCGCAUCCACUGGCGUCCUCCUCCGUGGCGGCCUCAUAACUUCUAUAUACUCCCUGGCCUUGCGGCUCACCACACGCUCCCGCUCUAAAUUACCCAACGGACGUCUUGUUAAUCACAUCUCGACCGACGUCUCCCGCAUCGACUUCUGCUGCCAGAACUUCCACGUAUGCUGGACGGCGCCGGUGACGUUGAUCGUCUGUCUAGUGCAGUUGAUCAUCAACCUUGGUCCAAGCGCGCUGGCUGGUUUCGCGACGUUUGUGGCUUUAGUGCCGGUACAGGGAAUUUUCAUCGGAGGGCUGAUCAAGAAUCGGGUUAACGCUAUGGUCUGGACGGAUAAGAGGGUCAAAGCGUUGCAGGAGCUGUUUGGGGGUAUGAUGGUGAUCAAGUAUUUUACUUGGGAGGUGCCGAUGUUGAAGAGGGUCAGGGAGUAUCGACGGCAGGAGAUGGCAUACGUGCGCACCCUCCUGUUCAUCAAGUCGGCAAACUCAGCGCUUAUGCUGGCGACUCCUGCGCUCGCGGCCGUGGUCGCGUUCCUCGUCUACUCAGCCUCAGGCCACACUCUGAACCCCGCCAAUAUUUUCGCCUCACUCACACUAUUCACACUUCUUCGCAUGCCGCUCGGUUUCCUUCCGAUGUCCAUUGGCUCAAUUACCGACGCAAGUAACGCCGUCAAACGCCUACAAGAAGUCUUCGAAGCCGAACUAGUCACUGAGACCCUCAUCACCGAUCUUUCCUUGCCAAACGCUCUCGAGGUUAAGGACGCCUCAUUCUCUUGGGACAUCACGGCCAAGGAUGCGGCGGAGAUCAACAAGACGCCCGACAUAAAGGAUGUCAAGAUCCGGAUGGGACCAGGUGGUGGUGGACCGAAAUCUAAGGCUAAGGACAAUGGUAAAGGGAAGGGUAAAGGGAAAGACGAGGGUAAGGAUGGCGUGAAGGCGUCGUUUCCAUCUCCGGACCCCUCGGCCGACAAACAGUCAGUCUUCACCAUUGACAACAUCUCACUUACCAUUCCCCGUGGAUCCCUCGUCGCAAUCGUCGGCCCUGUUGGCUCUGGCAAGACUUCGCUCCUACAAGGUCUCAUCGGCGAAAUGCGCCGAGCCUCCGAGCCAGAGAGCGUCAAGUUUGGUGGUAGUGUGGCGUACUGCUCGCAGAGCGCAUGGAUACAGAAUGCGAGUAUUAGGGAGAACAUUUGCUUUGGGAGGAAUUUCGAGGAAGAGAGCUAUUGGAAAGCGGUGAGGGAUGCUUGUCUUGGCAUGGAUUUGGAGAUGCUACCCCACGGUGACCUGACAGAAGUCGGGGAGAAGGGAAUAUCCCUCUCAGGCGGUCAGAAGCAAAGGUUGAACAUCGCUCGCGCCAUCUAUUCAGACUGCGACAUCAUGAUCUUCGACGAUCCUCUGUCUGCUCUGGACGCUCACGUCGGAGAGUCUGUCUUCAAUAAUGUCCUCCUCAACGCCUCCUCUGGCAAGACUCGCAUCCUCGUUACCCACGCUCUACAUUUCUUAUCCCAGGCUGACUACAUCUACACGCUCGACAAUGGGAAGAUCGCCGAACACGGGACCUACGAACAGCUUAUGUCUAGUCCUGGAGGUGUGUUCGCGAGUCUCAUCGAUGAAUUCUUGUCAAAAGAUCAGGGCGUUGCGGUAAAGACGGACGGUGAUGCCGGGGUCGUAAAGGGGGUGCCAAAGGACAUCGAACAGAAUGAGGACGAGAAAGAUACGAAGAAGGGAGCUUCGGUCGUGCAGGCGCCACAGAUGAUGCAGGAGGAGGAGAGGAAUAAGGGGUCCGUGGACUGGAGCGUUUAUGGAGCGUAUUUGAAAGCCGGGCAUGGAGGAUUCCUCGGGCCGUUCUUCUUGGUGGCGCUGGUGAUCUGGCAGGGCACGCAGGUUAUGUCUUCGUAUUGGCUUGUAUACUGGCAGGAAAUGAAAUGGGCGGAACCACAAGGCUUUUAUAUGGGUAUCUACGCAGCGCUCGGCUUUGGUCAAGCCCUCACAGGUCUUUUCAUGGGUGUCAUGAUGUCCUUGAUCGUCUAUUCCGCGUCAAAGCGACUUCACCACAAUGCUCUCAACCGCGUCAUGCAUGCACCGAUGUCGUUCUUUGAAACUACACCGCUUGGUCGUAUUAUGAAUAGGUUCUCCAAAGACGUGGACGCACUUGACAACGUCAUCGCGGAUGACCUGCGCAUGUUCAUCAACAUGGCUGCCGGUGCAGUCGGAGCAAUUAUUCUCAUUGCUAUUAUUCUCCCCUGGUUCUUAGUCGCGGUUGCCGUGUGUGCCGUCUUGUAUGCAUUAGCGUCGGCCUAUUAUAGAGCUAGUGCGGUUGAGAUCAAGCGACUGGAUGCCAUCCUGCGUUCUUCGCUGUACUCUCACUUCUCUGAGUCUUUGUCUGGCUUGGCCACCAUACGGGCAUACGGCGAAUUUGAAAGGUUCCACAACGAGAAUGAGAAAUUGGUCGACAUCGAGAACCGAGCUUAUUGGAUGACAGUGGUAAACCAGAGGUGGCUUGGAAUACGACUGGAUUGUUUUGGGGCGCUUCUUACUUUCGCCGUCGCCGUCUUGACCGUCGGAACGCGGUUUACCAUCUCUCCCGCACAGACCGGCGUUGUGCUCUCAUACAUCCUCCAGGUCCAAGUUACUUUCGGAUACCUCAUCCGCCAAUUGUCCCAAGUCGAGAACGAUAUGAACUCGGUCGAGCGGAUGGUAUACUACACGGAGCACAUCGAACAAGAGGCGCCACAUGAGAUUGAAUCAGUCAAGCCACCAGCAUCUUGGCCCUCUGCGGGUGAAAUUGAACUCAAGGAUGUGGCCAUGAGGUAUAGACCAAGUCUACCCCCUGUUCUCAAAGGCCUUAGUCUCUCAGUUCGAAGCGGCGAGAAGAUCGGGAUUGUGGGUCGAACUGGCGCUGGAAAGUCUUCCGUCAUGGUCGCACUGUUCAGGAUCGUGGAAGCGAUGUCCGGGUCUAUGACUAUCGACGGCAUAGACAUCUCGAAAGUUGGACUUGCGGAUGUUCGAGGCGCGUUAUCCAUCAUUCCUCAGGAAGCCACUCUAUUCUCUGGGACACUGCGCAGCAAUUUGGAUCCAUUCAAUGUACACGAUGAUGCGAAGCUAUGGGACGCCCUCAAGCGUUCGUACCUCGUGGAGCAGAUUCCAGGUCAACGGUCAUCCACUGAGCCCGCCCACAAGGACGGAUCGAGUACUCCGUCUGUAUCUAACCCUCGCUUCAGCCUGGACAGUCCUAUCGACGCAGAAGGCGCGAACCUAUCUAUCGGCCAACGAUCGCUCGUCUCGCUUGCGCGAGCUCUGGUCAAGGACAGCAGAAUCCUCGUUCUGGACGAGGCAACGGCAUCCGUUGAUUACGAAACGGACAGGAAUAUCCAGAAGACCAUCGCAACUGAGUUCGGGGACCGGACUAUUCUCUGCAUCGCUCAUCGUCUGCGGACUAUCAUAUCGUAUGACAGGAUAUGCGUGCUCGACGCCGGGAAGAUUGCUGAACUCGACACACCGGAGAACUUAUAUCAGAUAGAGAAUGGGGUCUUCCGCGGUAUGUGUGAACGGUCAGGUAUAACUUUGAAUGAUCUACGACAUGCUACGAAGGAGCGUGGGGUGGAGGGUGGUAGCAAGUAGUGAUGAGGGAAUGAGAAAGUAGUGGCUGUCCGAAUAUACCCGCCUGCUUUGGCAUACUAUACGCUUCAAUUAUCCCUGCUCAGUCCUAAUCUGAAUGUCACUUUGAUGAUUAAC
Messenger RNA from Stereum hirsutum FP-91666 SS1, 4371 nucleotides. RefSeq names its product ABC transporter. Gene Ontology annotation, biological process: transmembrane transport. The record is from RefSeq and is a predicted model, not a curated record. Gene Ontology annotation, cellular component: membrane. NCBI's taxonomy places the organism in Eukaryota, Fungi, Basidiomycota, Agaricomycetes, Russulales, Stereaceae. The transcript has 20 exons. Gene Ontology annotation, molecular function: ATP hydrolysis activity; ATP binding; ABC-type transporter activity. The coding region runs from base 1 to 4257 and encodes 1418 amino acids.